This is a messenger RNA of Toxotes jaculatrix (banded archerfish), 1538 nucleotides long. Its product is annotated as dual specificity protein phosphatase 22-B-like. Gene Ontology annotation, cellular component: cytosol. Gene Ontology annotation, molecular function: protein tyrosine/serine/threonine phosphatase activity. The transcript has 7 exons. Bases 213 to 797 code for a protein of 194 amino acids. Gene Ontology annotation, biological process: positive regulation of JNK cascade; transforming growth factor beta receptor signaling pathway; regulation of cell population proliferation. NCBI's taxonomy places the organism in Eukaryota, Metazoa, Chordata, Actinopteri, Toxotidae. The record is from RefSeq and is a predicted model, not a curated record.
AGAGGCGGUGGUUUGAAAAUAAUGUGACGCAGUCAGAGCUUGUGACUGAUCAUCUUCUUGUUGACGGGGUUUGGCAGGAGCUAAAUGCUGCUGGAGCACUGGAUGAUGCAGUCUGAGGAACUCUGAACUUGCUCCCUGAAGCCAAAAUUUUCAUAUUCUGACCUGAAAUUUGUCGUGAACCUGAUGCUGAUUUCCUGAGACCUUUGGCAGACAUGGGUAAUGGAAUAAACAAGGUCCUGCCUGAUCUGUUUAUUGGAAAUAUCAAAGAUGCACAAGACAGGGAGCUGUUGGCACGACACAAUAUCACCCACAUCCUGUCAAUCCAUGAUGCAGCUGCACCCAUCCUGGAGGGGAUGACGUACCUGUGUAUAUGUGCUGCCGACCACUCUAAGCAAAACCUGACUCAGUACUUCAGAGACAGCAUCAUGUUUAUCCACGAGUCCCGUCUGAAAGGAGAGGGCUGCCUCGUUCACUGCGUGGCAGGAAUGCGCCGCAGUGUGACUCUGGUGGUGGCCUACCUCAUGACGGUGACGGGUCGCGGUUGGGUGGAGUCUCUGGCGGCGGUGAGGGCGGCCAGGCCGUGUGCAGGGCCGAACCUGGGCUUCCUGCGGCAGCUGGAGGAGUUUGAAAACACACAACUGUCAGAAUAUCGAGCCUGGUGGAAGGAGCGGUACGGGAAGAGCCCGUUCAAUGACGACGAGGAGAUCAAAGCUCUUUUAGCUCGGAAAUCCAACUGCAGCAGCAACAGCGUUAUACCCACAAGCAUCAGUCCUGCUUUGGCCUCAGGUGGCACCUGAAAAAAAUGUCUCAAGCCAGACUAGGCUCACCUCAGCUGAAGCUGAAGCAGCCAAGGACUGUGGGCCUCUGCAUGGACCAUUAAACCCAGUAAGACCAGAUCAAGUGUUUGAGAAAACUUUCGUGAUUGAUCCUGCAGACAGGAGCCGCACCACAAACACUUGUCUCUUGGAAAAUUCUGUUUCGAUGUUGAAUCUCAUUUUUGCAGAAUGGCUAAGCAAUCAUGUGAUGGGGGGGGGUUUCAUGUCAUUAUCUCGAGUCCCCUUCGUCAUGUCAUGUCCUUGCCUCUAACUGUCAAAACAACAUGCAAGGGCAGUCAAGCAUGAGACCAAGGAAAUAUGUACAUACAGUCCACAGUGUGAACACAUAAUUAGCUGUGUGCACUCCCCCUGUCAGUUAUGUUAUGCUGUGUCUUGUACUUGAAAUAUGAGUAUUACUUUCUAUAGACAGUGUGAGAGCUGAUAAUCUUCCAGUAAAACACUAUCAAAGGUGUGUUUGGUUUUGUUUGUAUUGUGUAAUGUCUAAAAACAAACUCAAUUAAUGCAGUAAAAACAAAGAUUCAAAGAAAAAGCCUGAAUAAGCUUCAGUGUUAAUGAUUCGCAUCUACACACGACUCAUAUCAAAAUUAUUUACACAUGUGAAACAUUUGUGUUUUGUGAGACAUGACAACAUGAGACUUCAUACAUCAUAUGAGUGUUUUUAGAGAAGUAGUUCCCAACCUGAUGGCUGAGACCCCAGUUUAA